UUGCAAAAGCUACAAAUUUGGGUAGUGGCUUUGAGUAACAUCGUAACCUUACGACGCGCGACUAACACGUAUUGUUGCAUGUUAUUAAUGAUUUACCGGGGUUUUUGAAAUAAUCCAUAUUUCAUUACUACCAAUUUAUUGUAUAGAUUAGUGUCAGUGGUAACCGUUUUAGUUCUGGUUGUUUGCUUGUGCCGGUUUGUUGUUGCAUCUUCAUUAAGAAAGAGUUUAUCUGACAAUGGGAAACGUUCAUACUUGUGGUCCAAACGAAGCUUUGGUCGUAUCAGGAGGAUGUUGCGGGUCCAUGAAGAAGAGAACGAUCGUCGGUGGCUACGCCUUCACGUGGUGGUUCGUCACCGACGUCCAGCGAUUGUCUCUCGAGGUUAUGACGCUGAACCCCGUCUGCGAAAACGUAGAAACCGCGCAAGGUGUGCCGUUGACUGUCACCGGAGUAGCACAGUGCAAGAUCAUGAAAGCGGACGAGCUUUUACACACUGCCAGCGAACAAUUUCUAGGAAAGAGCGUUUACGAAAUCAAAUCGACCAUCCUUUCUACCCUAGAGGGUCAUCUUCGUGCGAUACUAGGCACGCUAUCGGUGGAGGAGGUGUACAAAGAUCGAGAUCAGUUCGCGACGCUAGUGAGAGAGGUGGCCGCGCCAGACGUCGGUCGCAUGGGCAUCGAAAUUCUAUCGUUUACGAUAAAAGACGUCUACGACGACGUUCAAUACUUGGCUUCGCUUGGCAAAGCGCAAACUGCGGCUGUUAAACGGGACGCCGACGUUGGCGUCGCCGAGGCGAACCGCGACGCUGGCAUUCGGGAAGCUGAAUGUGAGAAAGCAGCGAUGGACAUAAAGUACAAUACCGACACGAAGAUCGAGGACAACGCAAGACUCUUCCAGCUGCAGAAAGCGAAUUUCGACCAGGAAGUGAACACUGCGAAAGCGGAGGCGCAAUUGGCUUACGAGCUUCAAGCGGCGAAGAUAAGGCAACGGAUACGAAACGAGGAGAUUCAGAUAGAGAUCGUGGAGAGGCGCAAACAGAUCGAAGUAGAGGAACAGGAGGUACGUCGUAAGGAACACGAGCUUCAGAGCACCGUGAGAUUACCCGCGGAAGCCGAACAUUACAAAAUUGGCAAAGUGGCCGAAGGGAAAAGAACGCAGACGGUAAACGCGGCCGUAGCAGAAGCCGAGAGGAUUCGUUUGAUCGGAGGAGCCGAGGCACAGGCUCUAGAGGCGAUUGGAAUAUCGGAAGCCGAUCGUAUGCGAAUGAAAGCCGCCGUCUACAAAAAGUACGGCGAGGCUGCUAUUCUCAACAUUGCUCUGAACGCCUUGCCAAAGAUUGCCGCGGAGGUGGCCGCGCCGUUGGCGAGAACAGAGGAAAUCGUGCUUCUGGGCGGAAGCGAUACGACCAGCGGUGAAAUUACACGCCUUGUGGGGCAAGUACCUCCAGCUGUUCAAGCACUGACCGGUGUAGAUCUUUCAAAAGUGUUGAGCAAGAUACCAGGAGCAAAGUAAUGACGGAACACGAAAGGGAAGCAACGGCGACCAGGCGAUCGGACACUUGGAAUCGGGUGAAGAAAGGAGCGAACGUUAUACUGCCAAAGGUUUCUCUGCUACUCCGCAUCAUCCAACGGUGACACUCCACUUCGUUCUCUUUCCCGAAUUACUCUACCUCAGACGUAGGUGAAGCGACGCUGAACAUAAUCGGUCGAAUCGGGCUCGCGUCUCCGCCGCGAAUGCGUCGAUUAUAAUCUCGAACGUAUACGCGGGCAAAUUCGAUGGUUCGUUACGCGAUACUGGACCACUUUAUACAACGCACAUAAAACGUCUCCGCUUCGUCGUCGUUCGUGCACGUCGAUUCCAACAUCUCCUCGAUCCUACCGAAUCUUUCUUCACGACCGAACUUUCAUCGACGCAACCGUUAGUCGCGCAAGUUAUAAGAUAGAAGCAACGGAGAAAGAAGAAAGAAGAAUCUUAGGGGAUCUCCUUGGAAGAGGAAAUCGAGUACACGACACACGUAUAUCGCUAUUGUUUCCGAAUCUAUCGUGAUCCAAGAUUCUCGAUAAUUGUGUUCAACUUCAUAUAUAAGAAAUUUAACAAGGGAAAGGAGAGAGAGAAAGGAUGAUAAAAUCAUCGUUCGUGCGAUGUAGGCGACGUGGAAAUUAAUUGUUCGUAGUCGUUGUACAUACUAGUAGUAACGUGUGUAUCAUAGCAACUGGAGUUUCUUACAUUGCUUGGAACGAGACGCUUCGAACGUUCGAGACGCUCGACGGAAUCGAGGCUGUCGCGUGAAAUAUCUCCGUCGUUUUCCGAAAGAUUUAAAGCGAACUUGUACAGAGUGAUUUCCGAUAAAAUAUUUCAAUGAAAAUUUAUGUAAAAAUUCGAUAAACGUUUUCGAGUGGUGUUUUCCUAGAAUUUGACUUUCUAUUUGAAAAGUAUAGCCACCUUCUCUACGUAGCACCGCGUGUCUUUUUAAUACGCAUCGACCGUUGUAUUUAUCGUGUGUGCGUGUGCGUGUAAACACUAGACUAAGAUACAUAGAAUCGAUAUUUCAUCGGUCGUCACUCUGUCCAAUUUCUACGCUUCUCACUCUGAUUUCUAUUCAGCUGUGCGAUCAAACCUCUUCUUUCGGCUAAAAGUUACCACAAUUUCAACGAUAACAGAAUUAUCAACUAACUCGACGAGAUAAAUUUAAAGUUAAAAAGUUCUGAAAGACGGAACACGCGAACGAGCGUUCGAGCGUUCGCGUAUCCUCGUUCGAUUCGCGUUCGAAAUUCUCUCUAUUGACCACGCAUCGGAAUCAAUCGCGUUCCCGCCGCCAGAUGUACUCUCCGAACCGAAGAAAGUGCCAACCAAUUUGUAAAUACGGUAUCGUCUCGCCGUCGUCGCGUAGCAGAGCGAAUGGCAAUUGUCUAUCGCGUAACGAUCAUUCUGUCUUUCCCGAUUCGGUUCGAGAUCCAGUGCUCGCAUCCAAGAAAAGCCAGCCCCGUACGUGCGAUAAUUUUUGUUCCGAGCGACGUUGUUCGAGACGGACGAUUCUAUCGCGCGAAAAUCACGUCCAUCGUGUCCUCGACAUUGCGAUUACGACGAUCGAAUCGUCAUUCGUAUAGCUGAUAACGAUCCAGCGUCACCGAGUACAAAUUCCAUUGUCCUGUCCGAUGUACAUGCUCGCGAGAGACAACUCGAAGGAAACAAAGAUCUGAUUGCGUAAAUUCGUUUCGACGUUCUUUUUCUCUCGUUCUACUUUAAGCAAUCCUUUAUUCGUUUAUUCUUUUUACUCGUUAUAGGAUUUCGCUCCUAUUUUUUAUAUCUAUACAUGUUUUUCCUAUUGAAAACAUAUUUAAGUAAAAGUUGUGCUCUUAUCGAGAGAGAACUCUUCGAACCCGCGCGAGCAAAACAGGUCGUGACUUGUUUAUUCAAAA
This is a messenger RNA of Bombus pascuorum, 3417 nucleotides long. It is a transcript of the gene Flo2, whose product is annotated as flotillin-2. The transcript is spliced from 8 exons. Bases 236 to 1510 code for a protein of 424 amino acids. Lineage: Eukaryota; Metazoa; Arthropoda; Insecta; Hymenoptera; Apidae. Gene Ontology annotation, biological process: regulation of myoblast differentiation; protein localization to plasma membrane. The record is from RefSeq and is a predicted model, not a curated record. Gene Ontology annotation, cellular component: plasma membrane.